UAUACCUCGAACAAUUUUAGUAGAUACCACUUCAAUAUGAGCAGAAGUAGAGUAAAUACAGAUCAAAGUCCAACACAUCCCCACCGUCGCUUUGCAUUACCUUUCAGGAGCUCACUUAAUGACUGGCGCAAACCUCACCUACCUCUCCCUCCUCCUCCUCCUCCUCUUCCCUCUAGGUCUCCUCGUCGUCCUCUACCUUAUAACCCGGCCCCGUCCCGCCAGGGUCCCGAUCAAGAACCGCCACGUGUUCAUCACAGGCGGAUCGAGCGGGAUCGGGCUUGCCCUGGCCCAUCGGGCGGCGUCGGAGGGCGCGCGCGUGUCGAUCCUCGCGCGGUCCAUUGACAAGCUGGAGGCGGCGAAGCAGGAGAUCCUGCUCUCCACGGGGAUCGACGUGGCGGUGUUCGCGGCAGACGUGCGGGACUACGACGCCCUAUCGAGGGCGGUGGAGGAGGCCGGGCCCAUCGAUGUGCUGGUGGUGAAUCAGGGGGUGUUCGUGCCGCAGGAGCUGGAGAGGCAGGGGUUGGAUGAGGUGAAGUUCAUGCUGGACGUGAAUUUGAUGGGGGCUUUUAACAUGGUCAAAGCUGCUUUGCCUGCCAUCAAACUUCAGCGGAGGGACCGUGGCCCCGGUUCCAUCGCUCUCAUGUCUUCUCAGGCCGGUCAGGUGGGUAUAUACGGCUACACAGCGUAUUCCGCUAGUAAGUUUGGGCUCCGGGGUUUGGCAGAGGCUUUGCAACAAGAGGUCAUUGCCGAUGACAUCCAUGUCUCUCUUAUAUUCCCUCCAGACACUGACACUCCCGGUCUAGUCGAAGAAACCAAGAUAAGGCCACAGCUCACCAGUAUCAUUGCAGCCUCCUCUGGUGCAAUGAAAGCUGAUGAAGUUGCCAAGAGAGCUUUAGAUGGCAUCAAAUCCGGUAGCUUUAUUAUCCCCUGCAACUUUGAGGGUCUGUUGCUGUCUAUAGCAACUGCUGGUUUCUCCCCUCAGAGAUCAGUCCUGAUGGCAUUUGUCGAGAUUGUUGCUGCUGGUAUCACCCGCUUUGCAGCUCUAUGCUUCCUGUGGAACUGGUAUGGAAGCAUAGAAAAGUGGCACGCAAAACAACAUUGAACCUAUGAUUCAUGAAUACCUUGGAUGGCGGUUGUCAAUUGUGCCGGUCUCUCGCACUCUCAAGUUUCUGGGCAUUGCAGUUAUGCCAUGUUGCCUUAAUAGAGAUUGGGCACCAUCUUCCUUUCGUUCCCCAUUCAUAUUGAUAUGUCAAGAUCGAAAGCACGUGGGGACUAAAGUCACUUUGUAGCAGUUUACGGCUUCUUGUAGUCACAAUUUUGUUUUGAUCGAACUCACUUCAUUCUGUUAUCAAUCAUUGCAAAACCAGUUUAUCGAAUGUUAUCUGCUCAUCGAGAACAAAUAUACUUUGUGCCAUAGAAUUUUACUGUAA
Corylus avellana is the source of this 1430-nucleotide messenger RNA. Its product is annotated as 3-dehydrosphinganine reductase TSC10A. Gene Ontology annotation, biological process: sphingolipid biosynthetic process. Gene Ontology annotation, cellular component: endoplasmic reticulum membrane. The record is from RefSeq and is a predicted model, not a curated record. NCBI's taxonomy places the organism in Eukaryota, Viridiplantae, Streptophyta, Magnoliopsida, Fagales, Betulaceae. Gene Ontology annotation, molecular function: 3-dehydrosphinganine reductase activity.